Micropterus dolomieu (smallmouth bass) is the source of this 2820-nucleotide messenger RNA. RefSeq names its product potassium voltage-gated channel subfamily B member 2-like. The coding region runs from base 1 to 2601 and encodes 866 amino acids. The transcript is spliced from 2 exons. Gene Ontology annotation, biological process: protein homooligomerization; potassium ion transmembrane transport. The record is from RefSeq and is a predicted model, not a curated record. Gene Ontology annotation, cellular component: membrane; voltage-gated potassium channel complex. Gene Ontology annotation, molecular function: delayed rectifier potassium channel activity; protein binding. NCBI's taxonomy places the organism in Eukaryota, Metazoa, Chordata, Actinopteri, Centrarchiformes, Centrarchidae.
AUGACAGACAGAGGGAACUUCAGCACACCCAAACCCAACCCCCGGCCCGCCGCAGCUCCUGUGCUCCCCCCUGAGCCAAUAGACAUCAUCCGCGUCAAGGCACGCUCCCGACGCGUCAGGCUCAAUGUCGGAGGUCUCACACAUGAAGUCCUGUGGAGAACGCUGGACCGGCUGCCCAGAACCCGCCUGGGACAGCUAAGGGACUGCAACACCCACGAGUCAUUGCUGGAGAUCUGCGAUGACUACAGCCUCAACGAUAACGAGUACUUCUUUGACCGGCACCCGGUGGCCUUCUCCUCCAUCCUCAACUUCUACAGAACGGGGAAGCUGCACAUGAUGGAGGAGAUGUGUGCCCUGUCCUUCGGCCAGGAGCUUGACUACUGGGGAAUCGACGAGAUCUACCUGGAGUCAUGCUGCCAGGCGCGGUACCACCAGAAGAAGGAGCAGAUGAAUGAGGAGCUGAGGAGGGAGGCGGAGACGCUGAGGGAGAACGACGGGGAGGAGGAGGAGCACGGCUGCUGUCCCGACAAGAGACAGAAGCUCUGGGAUCUGUUGGAGAAACCCAGCUCGUCUGUGGCUGCAAAGUUCCUGGCUAUGAUCUCCAUCUUGUUCAUCAUCAUUUCAACCAUCUCGCUGUCUCUCAACACCCUACCGGAGCUCCAGGUGGUAGAUGAAUUUGGCCAGUUCAGUGACAACCCCAGCCUAGCCCACGUGGAAGCUGUCUGCAUUGCCUGGUUCACCAUGGAGUACCUGCUGCGCCUGCUCUCAGCACCCAACAAGUGGGAUUUUAUCAAAGCACCACUGAACAUCAUUGAUUUGCUGGCUAUCUUGCCUUACUAUGUGACCCUCUGCCUAACUGAGUCUAACAAGAGCGUGAUGCAGUUCCAGAAUGUGCGCCGUGUGGUCCAGAUCUUCCGAAUAAUGAGGAUCCUGAGGAUCCUGAAGCUAGCCAGGCACUCAACGGGACUCCAGUCUUUGGGCUUCACUUUGCGAAGGAGCUACAAUGAGUUGGGUCUGCUGAUCCUCUUCUUAGCCAUGGGCAUUAUGAUCUUCUCUAGCUUGGUGUUCUUUGCUGAGAAGGAUGAGGAUGCCACCAAAUUCACCAGUAUCCCUGCCUCCUUCUGGUGGGCUACCAUUACUAUGACCACUGUUGGUUAUGGAGACAUUUACCCACAAACCCUGCUGGGCAAGAUUGUAGGAGGGCUCUGCUGCAUAGCAGGUGUGUUGGUCAUUGCCCUUCCCAUCCCAAUCAUUGUAAACAACUUCUCUGAGUUCUAUCGAGAGCAGAAGAGACAGGAGAAGGCCAUCAAGAGGAGGGAAGCUCUUGAAAGAGCUAAACGGAGUGGAAGCAUUAUUUCUAUUAACCUAAAAGAUGCUUUUGCACGUAGUAUGGAACUCACAGAUGUGUUGGUGGAAAAGAGAGAUGACAGUAAGUGUCCUGUGGACAAUCACCUGUCACCUAGCCGCUGGAGCUAUCAAAAACACUACUCUAAUGAAGAGGCGUGUAGCCCAGGCAGGUCCCAACCUUCACAUUACCAGGAAGUGGCUCAGCUGGGCUCCCCUGAACGAGUCAAGCCUAACAAAACUACCCCUCAACACCUCAGUGCAAAGCGGCUAGAAGAGGCUUACAACAAGAAGGCAACCAUCCCGGAGCAACAGGAAAAAAUGAUUGAGGAGCAGAUGGAGAUGAAAACAUUAGCCUCAACCCAAGCCCAGAAAACUUCACCUGAAGUCAGCAUUGCCAGGAAAUUCUCUAAUUUGGCUGAUGAUUUUUCAGUGGAAAGAGGAGAAAGAAGCUCUUUGCUCCCCAGUGCUGAAGGAAGUCAAACUGCUAAACACCAGCGUAUCCCACCUCCCUUAGAUCUAAGUCAGAUCAGCACCAUGGAGGUGAACAGGGCCUCUGACAGCAUUCAGCCAAUGACCGUCAUCAAAGAGGGUUUGUAUGAGUUUGUGUCUAGCCCUAGAGGAAGUGAAACUGGAGAUGUGGGUUUGGUGCCACAGAGCGUGGAAAGCUUCGGGAUGCCCUAUGACCGCAUUCGCAGCUCGUUGCGAGAUUAUAGCAGCCCUCAAAAGACAAGAGCCCUCAAGGUUGACUUCAUUGGGUCCCAAGAUGAUGUGCUUAUGGCGGUGAUGACACCUGCAGGGACCCCAGUCUCUGCUGGCUCAGCCAAGCUUGCUCAACUACUUUCCGACGACAUAGUUUCCAGGUUUUCUCUGUCCCCUAGUUCCGCAACACAGGAAGCUAAGUCUCCGCUGGCGAUCCUGCAGUCUCCAUCUCUGGUCCAACAAUCUGUCAGUCCAAGCAACUCCCAGGGGGGAGGUGAGGGCUCAGCAGCCAGGAGCUUAGAGGGUGAAGGGCAGCUCACGGGCUUAAGCCACCAGGGGAGGAAUCACAUGGAAAGAUCUGCUCUUGGCUCAGGAAGCAGUGCGAGCCCACUGUUGUCUAAAGCCAGCCCGCUCAACUGCACCCAGGAGCUAGUAACUACAGAAGGAGGGGAGGAAGGAGAAGGAAGGGAGGGAGCAGAACUGAGUGGAGAGAAACGAGAGAACCACGUUGUUCUGGACGGAAGCCUGACACCGCCCUGUGAAACGAGCAUGUGAGUCCAAAAGUACAGAAAGGGAUGCCAAAUGAGUGGUUUGGAGAAAAGGUCAAAGGGAUGGAUGACAGCAACGACCCAGAAUAAACCACCUGGUGUGGACAAAGACACGUACAUUAAAGUGUCAAAAACUAUCGUAACAGUUGUUUUAGUUUUUCUGGGGAGAUAGACUGAUCAUAUCCCAGAAGACUGGCUCUAAUCUCUUUUUUGACAAGCACUGCUG